Molecule: messenger RNA, 2093 nt
Organism: Peromyscus maniculatus bairdii (prairie deer mouse)
Lineage: Eukaryota; Metazoa; Chordata; Mammalia; Rodentia; Cricetidae
Source: RefSeq, a predicted model, not a curated record
AUGGUCCAUCAGAGGCCCCAAGCCAGGGAGAAUAGGCCCGGGAGUGCCAAAGGAUGCUCCUGGAGAGACAGACGCUCCAGAAAGGCAACUGGGGACCAGAUAGAGUGUCCGCGGAGGGCCCAACUCAAGGCAGAAUUUCUUUACACACUAGCUCCAGUACAGCGCUCGGACGGAUCCACUCACCAAAGUGCCCCCCGGCUCCGCCGGCUCCGGCUGCGCUUAGCCCGAGUCCCCGAAGGCCACCAGUGUCCAGCAGCCGCGCAGCCUAGGAUCCCAGGACAGCAGGCGGGCUCCGAGUGGGCGGUCCCUGGACCGCGCUCGCCCACAGGCCGCCUUAUCUGGGCCGGGAAGGCGCGCGUCGCGGCGGAGAGACGCCCACACGCGCCGCGCAGGCUCCCCGGCUGGGACAGUAAGAACAGCCUUCUUGAGAAGGGUUCGACCCUACGCUGCCAGGAGGCCCGGGACAUCCCAGUUCCCGAUCAGCUCAGAGGCCAUCGGAGUGUCCGCGCCAGCUGCUCUACCCCUAGGGGUUCCCCCAGUGCCGACCCGACCCGGAGUGGUUCGCCCUGUCCCAGUGUCCCAGCCGACUUCGGGCGCCCGGUUCACUGCGGAGCCCGUGUUUCUAGGAUCGGUGGUCGCCAGCCGCUUGGACUAUCGCUGCGGCGACCCCGAGUGGUCCCCAGCUCGGGCUCCGAGGAGAAGGGCUCACGGCCGCACUGCGGCUCUACACCAAGGGAGAGGGGAUCAGCCCGCGACAGAAACGCAAAAAGGAGUCUCGGGCUGGAGGUGGAGAUCCGGCACACGCAGGGACCGGGGAUGACCGCCAGCCCGCUGCUGCUUCCCUACUCUUCCACAAGCGCGGGCGCCACUUCGGACGUCAACUUCCAGGGAGGUGUGCAGGCGUGGGAAGCCCCACACCACUGUGGCCGGGGCGAGUCCUCGCUAAGAGGGGCUCCUGCGACCUGCGCGACCUGCGUCGGUGCCAAGAAAGCUAACCGAACCCCCGAAGUCCCACCCACCGGUAGCGCCGCAACCGAGCUCCGGGGUCCAAUGCGGGGCCAGCCCGGCGCGUGUGCGCCUCGGGGCACAGGGCCUGAGCUCACAGACCAGGUCCCCGGAGUGGGGAGCGGAGCUCGCGCUUCCCCGCAUCCUCCCGGCGCCGCCGCUCGGCCCGGCAUCCCCUAAGCCAGCCUCGCAGCCCCGGCUCCCUCUCCAGUCCCGCACUCACCGCGCCCGCGCUCCCGGCGCCCGCGCAGCCUCCGCCCGCUGUCCCGGCGCCGCCGUCUCUCCGCAGGACUGCAGGCCAGGGACCGCGAGGGGGCAGGGCGGUGCGGAGGGGCGGGGCCGCUGCAGGUAACAAUGCUGCCUACCCGGCUGCUCCUCGAGCCGGCCGCAAAGGGCAGCACGCCCUUUCCUGCUCGGCUGCCUCCCUCGCUCCCCCUUCCACCCGAACGGCACCGCCACCGUGCUCGCCCUAGCCAGCUCCGGGCUCCCGAGACUCGAAAGCCGCCGCCCAGCACGCUGCUCCUGGCACCUGAAGACCGGCGCGGGGCUGGGCGGGCAACCUCCGAGGGAGAUGGAAAUUGCCGCAGGGCGAAGAUGAGUCCUGGUGUCCUAGUGGAACGAGGGAGCGAGGGGGAGGCGCCACGUUCGCUACCGAGCAGGUCACCGCCUUCCACAAAGGAACCUCUGCAGCAGUCUGCUGGACACCCUCCCCUGCGCACACGCAUGAACACCCCACACACAUUCGUAGGCACGCACGCACCUUCGCACACAUUCACACACCUCCGCGCGGAGCACGCUCCGCUCCACCAUAGCUUCUUCCCCGAGCUUUGGGCAGCGAUAGUCGAGUUCCCUGGCGGUCCAGAGCAAUCUGGAGAUCAGGUCCUCUGUGCCGCAGGCCAAAUUGUUUCUUCUCCCUCCCCCCUUCUUACCCCUCCCUUCCCCAACUCUUCUCUUCCUUCCCCUCCCCUCCGUUCCCUCCCCCCUCCUUUCCAUUCCCUCUCCUUUAUGUUCCUUUUUCUCAAUGAUGGUAACAAACUUUUCAGCUUUAUUAAAGGAAAAAAAAAAAAAGCAUGGCAGAUCUGACUGAA